CUGCGAUCGAUGUAAAUUCUUCAAUAUUGAUUUUCGUUAUAAAGUAAAACUUUCGUGAAAAUUAAUAAAUAAUUGAUGCGCUUUCGUGCAUCUCAGAUUAUACAAAAGUGGCAAGUGAAUCAAAAUGUGAGAACACAGUUAUCAGUGCUUCAGAUCCAUACAAAAGGACGGUUUGUUGACCAUUGAAAUGUUGUCGUUUUUUGACAAGUUGAGGAUAUCAAAACCAACAGGACCGAAGUAGCUUUGUGGAAUCUAUCAGCCUUCUGUAAAACUCGAUCAAGACUGAUUGGACAAAGGUUUCAGUCUUCCAGGGCUUAACCUCGAUCCUAAAUUCGGCGGCAGGAAUUCAUCGAAUAGAAAGGAAGCUCUUGGACGUUUUCAUGGGUCGCUCGUCAUCUUAGGAGGCUGGAACUUGGACCGAGGACGAUGCUUGUUGGUUUUGAGACGACGCGACGGGAAUUUUCGGCAACUGCAGAGCUUCCGGGAACAAUGUUUACGAGGAAAAUCUCAUAACCGUUGACGAGUCGAAAUUAAUGGCAGAAAAUUUGCUAGUGCCAUUUCCUGUUUUGAAAUUGACUACGAAGCUACUGGGGAAGCCAGCACUUGGUAAUGUCACUGUCACUUUCAACUCUUACACGAAACGGAAUCCAAAAAUCCCCGACGUAUUCGACCUGGAUAAGAACAAUCGCAGGAGCCAAUUGGGUUAUAGUUUUUUCGACGCUAUGCGCUCAACGAUUUUCGUCACUCAUGGAUGGAUGGAAAAUGGAAAAAGUGAAAUGUGCACUCGACUGUGCGACGAAUACCUAGCAAACGGCGACGUAAAUGUGGUUGUCGUUGACUGGCACGGAGACACUUUUUCGACUUAUGAAUCCGCAGCGAAAGAAGUCGAAUUGAUCGGCGAAAAGAUUGCUCUGUUCAUGCAAUAUCUCGUAAGGAACACGCAUUUGGACCUCUCGAGAGUUACCUUCGUCGGCUAUGAUAUGGGGGCUCACGUAAUGGGGGUCGCUAGUAACAAAAUGGUGCCCCGUGUCAACACGAUCGUCGGAUUGGACCCACCUUUCCACGAGUUCGAAGGACUUGAAGAGGCAAAAAAGUUGAAUCGUGGGAGCGCGAAUUACGUGCAAAUAAUCCACACGAACGGUGGUUUCUACGGUUCCAAGAAAGCGGUUGGUCACGCAGAUUUUUAUCCAAACAGUGGAACCACUCAGCCAGGAUGCUACGAUGACAAUAUUUGCUCGCACAAACGAGCGUGGGAGUAUUUUGCGGAAUCGAUAAAUAGCCAGACCGGAUUUUAUGGUGAGAAGUGCUUGACGCAUGAGCAUCUCACUAGUUUGGUUACGAAUCCCAACGAAGCUAUUGCCUGUGACCUUGGAGUGUUUGGAAAGAUGGGUGGACACGACCCGGCUCAUGACAUCCAAGGAAUCUUCCAUUUACAAACGAGAGCCGAGGCUCCUUUUGCGAUCGGGAAACCAUGAGAAAGUCUCCAGUUAAAUGAAGAUCCAGAUUAUCAGCGAUUCUUUUUAACGUUUCGAUCGAUUAAAAAAAAAUCGACAAAUGACAUUUCACAUCGGGGCCAAAAAAGACCGCGAAAUUUUGUCUUGAACGCGUUGCAGUUGUUUAAAAAACUAAUUAAUUUAUAACAUUAAUUGAACGAUUGAUCGAUUCUUAUAAUGGCUCGUAUUUAUCAUUUUUAUAUCGAAUAAAAAUCUCGUUGUUGCAUCGAUCCUGAGAAAACGGAGGCUGCAGCUACGCCGAUAAAGAUUGUUGAUAUUUAAAUUGUUUUGACGACUGUCAUUAGAGCGGAAUUUCGAAGUGUUUUGUUACAGUCAUUGUCCCUAAUUGUCUCGAAGU
Messenger RNA from Venturia canescens, 1851 nucleotides. RefSeq names its product pancreatic triacylglycerol lipase-like. The coding region runs from base 534 to 1475 and encodes 313 amino acids. Gene Ontology annotation, biological process: lipid catabolic process. The transcript is spliced from 5 exons. Gene Ontology annotation, molecular function: lipase activity. NCBI's taxonomy places the organism in Eukaryota, Metazoa, Arthropoda, Insecta, Hymenoptera, Ichneumonidae. The record is from RefSeq and is a predicted model, not a curated record.